Strongylocentrotus purpuratus (purple sea urchin) is the source of this 4624-nucleotide messenger RNA. RefSeq names its product coronin-1B. The transcript is spliced from 8 exons. The record is from RefSeq and is a predicted model, not a curated record. The coding region runs from base 102 to 1568 and encodes 488 amino acids. Gene Ontology annotation, molecular function: actin filament binding. Gene Ontology annotation, biological process: actin filament organization. Lineage: Eukaryota; Metazoa; Echinodermata; Echinoidea; Camarodonta; Strongylocentrotidae.
AAUACAACGCCCAUUUGUUAGCAUACAACCAGUGCGGAAGCGGCCAACUCAAAGAGUCAGAGGAAAGGUUUCUGGUGUAAAGAUUGUAAAAUCAAAGUAAAAUGGCGGGUAGAUUUGUGAGAGAAAGCAAGCUCCGAAAUGUAUUUGGGCAGAUGUUCAAGAAGGACCAGUUUUUCGAGUCGAUUCGGGUAUCGAAAAAUAGUAAUACGCAGAUGUUCUGCGCCGUCAACCCGAAGUUUAUGGCAGUGGUGACCCAUGCGGCAGGCGGAGGCUCUUUCCUCGUACUUCCGCACAACAAGACUGGCCGUCUAGACAUCAAUCAAGCCCAGAUCGUAGGUCACAAGGCACCGGUCAUCGACAUUGCAUGGUCUCCUUUCGAAGACGACAUGAUCGCCAGCUGCGAUGAGAAUGGCGUCAUCAUGAUCUGGAAAAUCCCGGAAGAAGGGGUCACGUCCCCAAUGGAAGAACCUCUUGUUAUGCAGGAUCUCCAUCAGAAGCGCUGCUCCCUGAUCAAGUGGCAUCCCUUGGCAAAAAACGUUAUCCUCAGUUGUGGUGUGGACUUGAAGAUCGUAGUAUGGAAUAUGGACGAGGGCACGGCAGAGGUGGAGAUAGACUGUCCAGAUAUUGUACAGGACAUGUGUUGGAGCCCUGACGGAAAGACCUUUGCUACGGGCAGCAAGGACAAGAAGAUUCGUGUCUAUGAAGGAAGAUCUGGCAAGUUAUUACAGGAAUUGCCGGGUCACGCAUCUCCACGUGAAAUGCGCAUCAUGAUAUUGAAGGACGACAGACUACUUUCAACGGGUUUCACCAAGGAAAGCAGGAGAGAAUACAGGAUCUGGGAUCUUAAAGAUACCAGUGACAGCUUAUAUGAAGACUCGUUAGACCAAACCAGUGCUCCCCUCAAUAUCUUAUAUGACCCUGACAUCAACAUCGUCUAUCUCGUUGGAAAGGGAGACUGUGUAAUCAGGUACUACGAAGUGAACGAUGAGGAGCCCCACUUUCACUACCUCAGCACGUAUCAAUCCUCCAGUCCCCAGAGAGGAAUGGGAUUCAUGCCCAAGAGAGGAUUGAAUGUGAAUGCCUGUGAGAUUGCUAGGAUGUACAAGGUGACCCUCUCUAGUGGUGGAGCCAUUGGAGCUGUCGAACCUCUCUCCAUGAUCAUCCCAAGGAAGAGUGAGCUGUACCAGGCUGAUAUCUACCCUGACACGUUAGCCAAUGAACCCGCCGUCUCCGCCUCAGAAUGGUUCUCAGGUACGGAUGGCAAAGCCAAGUACAUGAGCAUGCAGCAGUUCUUUGUAGAAAAGGACACAUCCUCUGGCAAGGGCGGCCUCAAGAAGGGUGGACUCAAAAAGACGACAACGGCGGCAGCAGCGCCAGCGGCUAGUGCUCCAGCAGCCAGUGCUCCAGCUACCGUGAGCUCAGCGAAAGCACCUGUAUCCAAGUUUACGCCUUCCAAUCAUUCUAAUAGCCAAAGCAAGGAGGUCCAGGAUCUAGUCGCCGAGAUCACCAAACUGAAGGCCACUGUUGCGGAACAAGAGAAGCGCAUCGCCGCCCUGGAAGCAAAAUAGAACAACAGAAAGAAAGAUUUUGGCCAAUACAUGCCAAGAUAAAUUUACCAGAUGAUUUUCUGGAACAUCUAGAAGACAUAUUAUCUAAUAGGAGCCAGUUUAUUACGAUAUUCAUUACUCUUUAACGAAAAAAAAAUCUCUGUGUAAGUGAAUACGAUGUAUAUAUAUAUACUUUGCAAACCAAAUGUGUGGAAAUUUAUAAGAGAGUGGUGGCGUAGCUUUCAAGAAAACCUUAACUGGCGCCAUGCAUAUUGCCCAUUUAGAGAAGUGAUACCAGUCUAGGAUACAUGGAGUAAUUUAUUGCUUAACUUUCCUACAGCAUGUACAGUGUGCUUAGGCAACAAAAUGUUUUGUCUUAUUUAACCAACAGUUUUUCCCCACAAUUUUUGUACUAUCUGUGUCAUACCACUACUACACUUUCCAUAAGAUUAGAUGUACAUGUAUGUAUAACGAAUUUAGGUUUAGAUUUUGAUAUUGUACAAAAGGCUUGUCUAUCCAAAAGACUUUGGAUAAAUAGUGUGUGCUUGAAUAUUCUAAGUAGCUUUACAUUGAAUACACUCUUAAUAUGGCCUGUUGUCUCUCAAUUUUGACUGUAUGUAGUGCCUUAGUCCCGUGUAUGGUAAUUCAUGAAUGGUAAGCGCUUCCUUUUGUAAACCUUCAAACAAGCACUGAUGUGAUUCAAAGACCGGUCACUCCUGCAUCGUGAAAUCAUCAAGAAUUUUAUGACAGAGUACUAAGUUGCACCUUGUUUGAUAUGAACAUAAACGUGUAUUUAUUGGUAAAUUUUAACAACAAAAAAUUACCCUGUGUGUAUAGGGAUAAUGCCAUUCCAGAUCAAGAAAACUAACCAUAUUUGUGCCAAUAUACCGCAUCAUAUUUCUUCGGUAACAAAACACCAGAAAUUAUUCACUUUUUCUGUUUAGAUAAGGUGUAAAAGGUUGGCAUAGGCAUGCUGCUAAAAUUAUAAAUCUUGUAUGAAAACAGGAAAUAUUUGUAUUUUUUUCGUACUACCUGUACUUCAAUUUUUGGAUACAUUUUAACAGAACAAGACGAGAAGGAUUGUAGUUUUGAAUGUGCUUUAAAGAUAGGAUGAGGUGUCGUCAAAACACAGUUCUAUGACAAUCACUAUUACCAAAGAGAAUUGCUGAGAAUGAAGUGUAACUUUAAUGUGUUAGUGUAGAUCCCAGUAGCAAGAGCAUGCUCCAUUGUUUGACGAAGGUUUAGUUCAUUAGAUAUGCACGUUAGGCUUUUAGGUUGGAAACGUUUUCAAUGCGGAUUAUCAAUUAGCUUACAUUUUCCGAAAUCGUCCAUUUUACAACAUGUUGUUGUAGACAUACAGGCAAAUCAAAUCUUACGGUAGUUGCAUGUGUAGGUAAGUUUUCAAUCGUAGUAAACAGAAAUUUGCAAUUUUAGUCUAUGUUUUGUGUGCCUAUCUCCAAAAUAUGUAGACCUUAAUCAAAUAUGUGAUAUCUUAACAGUUCUCAGAUAAACUUGGUAAGGUUGGGGGAAAAAAAUUGAUUUGUCACAGUCUUUGUAUAUGCACCACUCAACAAAAGCAGUUCUCAUAUUUCAGUCACACCGCCAAACCAAUUUCACACCGACUUGAACCGAUCGAUAUCUGGCCAUUUCAGAUAGUGUAUCACUUUGCUCGGUUUGUUGUCUGGUCUGUUUUCGGUCUGGUGUCGGUCUCAUUUGUGCGACUUUGGUAUAAGAAACUGCUCAGCACCAGACGCUUUUCUUGCUUUUGUAUAUUUCCAUGCAACUCUUGAGCUUCCAUCAUUUCCAGCUGUAAUCGUGUCUCUUCUCUGUCAAUUUCUUAAAUACCGGUAGGUAAUAUUUCUUGGCUGAGUUUUGUAUCUCAGUGGUGUAGUAAACACAAAUUUCAAAAACCGAGACUUUGGGCAGCAGCGUGCAUACUCCUUCCUCAUAGUGAAGUGCGAUGCGGUGAAACCUUGUUUUAAUCAACUCUUAGGGAUCACUGCGGUUUUCAAACUUUAAUUGGCAACAAUUAUCUAUAUUUUACCAUCUUUAAUAAAGAAUAGUAAGUUUGAACGAAAAAUUACCAAAAAAUCGGAACAAGAAAUUGCAAAUUUAGAGACAGAAGUGAAAGUUCUGGUAUUGUCUUUUUUGGUACAUCUGAAUAGGAGCUAUACAUAUGCAUUUGAACCUUUUUUUUAAACAAUUUAUUUCAGGACAAAGGCAAUAAUGUAAUUAAUGAAUUUAAUGGAUGAAAACAUUUUUUUUUUGCUAGGCGAAUUACUCGAGCUCACAUUUGUAUUGUCAUACGAUGAUUUCUUGUAGACUUUAAAUGAUGGUAUGACUUUAGUAGGCUUAUGUAUCUUAUGUGUAGUGUGUAUAGGAAACAUCUAUUUUAUUCAGUAUUGGCUCAAAAGCCUGGUUUAUAUAGAAAAGCAAUUAAAAUUGUGAGAAUUAGAAGAACUGUGAUUAUUAAAGCUUGGUCUCUUUACCAAAUAUUUUAAUUUUCUCGUAGAGGAACAUAAUGUUUUUUUGUAUCAAUCAAGCAUUAUUACUGCUAAACAUGUACAUGUAGUUUACUUUUAUUAUACGGUAUGGGAUAACUUUAUUGCCAUUUGGUCCAACGACAACUAGUCUGGUAUCCAGCCCUUUUGAUUCUAUUUUGACCAUACCCAGUUCGUCUAAUCAUCCAGCUGGGCUAUGGUUGCUCACCAUCCAUGUAGAUUAUAUCUCUGUCCAAUAUCCAUUUACCGGUAGUCAAAAUUUGAAUCAUCUUUCCUAAUAAUCAGGUCUUACGAAAAAAGGCCUGAUCUUUUGUUUUAAAGACCAAAUAGUGGCCCAAACAGACGUAAAAUGAACUGAAAAGUAGACAACUUGAAAAAGAAAAAAAAAUGGAUGUAAUGAUGAAGAGACGAACAGUAUGUGGGAUAUAUACAAUUUCUCAAAUGGAAUGUUUAAUGCAAUGGUAUUGGACCAAAUGGCAGUUAACUGGGAUUUUACCCAAAAGGGUACUCUGUUAAAAAAUUGAGAGUGAAAAUUUAUGAUUGGGUACUGGACAAUAAACUAUUUGAUUUACAGAA